AAUGUUGUUAAUAUUCCAUUAAACUUUAAAUCCUGUUGCUUAAAUUCCAACAGCUGCAAAGAAGGGAAGAUGGCGGCUUUACAUGGCGGGAAAGCCGUGAACCACAGCAGUAAUAAAGAGGAGGCUUUUGUCAGAGUCCGGAGGAGAGAUUUAGAAAAGCUGACAACUGAGGUCAUGCAGCUGAGGGAGUUCCUGCCCAGAGUCCUGAACGCCGAUCUGAUUGAAACGCUUCGCAAAGCCCGAAGAGCGGAGACAAAGAAGGACCAAGUUGAGCAGGAACAGAACCAGCUGAGACAGGAACGGUCGCAUCUUCAGUCCCGGCUGGACGCGGCUCAGACCGAGUGUCAGAAAGAGAGAGAGGAGAAGCUGCUGCUGAGGGAGCAGCUGUGGCAGAGCGGCGAGGAGCUGCAGCAGCAGGCCGACUUCUGCUCCACGCUGGGCUCCUCGGCCUGCAGCCUGCUGUGGAGCUGCUCCUCCAGGGAGGAAACCAUAACCACCUGGCUGUCCGACGGAAAGCUCCACACCUUCCUGAAUAUUGCCGCACAGACUCUGGAGAGUUUUGUCAAGUCUCUGGACGAGGAGUUAAAACCUCCAGCUGAGGACCAGAGCUCCAAUGAGAACCAGUUUGUGCUGGCUCUGGUUGGGACCAUCACAAAUAUAGCAGCAGUGACCGGUGGGCGGGACUUCCUGUGCAGCUCAGGAAACGUGGUGUUGGACACGCUGAUGAAACUGCUGCACCUCAUGAGGCCCGGCGUCUUCCCCAAACUGAAAGUGUUGAUGCUGAUGGCUCUGUAUAACGUCAGCAUCUGCGUUAAAGGACUGAAGCACAUCGCCCAGAAUGAAGAUCUGAUUCCACUCAUCUGGACGCUGCUGGACGCGUCUGAGCACUGGGAGGUGUGUCUCCACUGUCUCCGUCUCCUCCAGUCCUUCCUGCUGGAGGACGACGUCCUGCUGGGAUCCCGCCUGCUCGACCAGGAGCUCCGCGCUCGGGUCGGACGCCUGACCUCCAGCACCCAGCCUGGUCUUAGAGCUUCUGCCCUGCAGACGCUGGAGGACCUGAAGGCCCUCUGUCCUAAAGACGGGAAACCUUCGUAAAAAUGGAGUCGAAUGCGUUAAAGAACCAGAAAUCUUCAUCUGUUGAUGUCUUUCUGUCAGGUUUGAGCUUCAUACGCAGAGUUAUCUACUAAAUCAGACCUGACGUCGUUCUUCAAGUUCUAAUCCAGAUUAUUUUACAACUUUAUGGUUUCUCUGGGAAUCUGUUCCUCAUUCAGUGCAGAUAUAAAGGUUUGAUU
Cyprinodon tularosa is the source of this 1292-nucleotide messenger RNA. RefSeq names its product heat shock transcription factor 2 binding protein. Lineage: Eukaryota; Metazoa; Chordata; Actinopteri; Cyprinodontiformes; Cyprinodontidae. The coding region runs from base 70 to 1095 and encodes 341 amino acids. Gene Ontology annotation, cellular component: cytosol. The record is from RefSeq and is a predicted model, not a curated record. The transcript is spliced from 8 exons.